This is a messenger RNA of Chaetomium globosum CBS 148.51, 705 nucleotides long. RefSeq lists its product as uncharacterized. Lineage: Eukaryota; Fungi; Ascomycota; Sordariomycetes; Sordariales; Chaetomiaceae. The record is from RefSeq and is a predicted model, not a curated record. Bases 1 to 705 code for a protein of 234 amino acids. The transcript is spliced from 2 exons.
AUGCAGGACAAAAGCCAAUCUCUGACGAUGGAACCCGCAGCGACUCUUCGCACCGAACCAAAGGCGCAUCCAUUUGAGGCACUUCCUCUGCCUCAAGAGGCGGACACCUUCCACCUGUUCCCUUGCCUUCCUUUCGAGCUCCGCGCCAGGAUUUGGGAGCUGACGGUCGAACCGCGCACUGUUAAGGUCGGCGUCGUCUACGAGGACGCCAUCGCCAACACCGCCGCGCCCGAUGACGACAGCAAACGACCCAACUACGUCCCGCACGUAGUCUCAUACACACCAGUGCCGGCCGCACUCCAAGCAUGCCGGGAAGCACGCGGCCUGCGGCUGUACCAGCGGGCUCUCUCCGAGAUCAGCCCCGCGGGCACCGCCAAACGCGACCGGUAUUACGUGUGGCUAAACCCGGAUAUCGACAUGGUCUCUGUCGAGCCGAAUACGCGGUUCGAGACGCUCAAGCCGGUGGCGCCGCUCAUCCGGCGGCUCACAAUUACGCGUGAGUGCACGGACUCUGUGUUCUAUUAUUUUGAAUCUUCGGCUUUGACUGCUUUUGUGAAUGUGCGGGAGAUUCGUGUCAUUUGUAAGGACGGACUGGGCGCGUGGUUCAGGACGUUCCAUGGUCACUUUUGGCCGUGUGAGAAUGUGUCGUUUGUCGACCCGGAUAAGAAGCACCUGGUGAUCAAGUUGCAUCCGGGGAAAGCUUAA